Molecule: messenger RNA, 5179 nt
Organism: Cuculus canorus (common cuckoo)
Lineage: Eukaryota; Metazoa; Chordata; Aves; Cuculiformes; Cuculidae
Gene: NICOL1
Product: chromosome 4 C4orf48 homolog
Exons: 5
Coding region: 2337-2819 (160 amino acids)
Source: RefSeq, a predicted model, not a curated record
GAGCUCUGGGCAGAUUGAAACCUUGAAAAGUGACCUGUAGGAAACCUACAAGCAUAUGUAACCAAAGCAAAUUUCUGCUAAAUAUUUUUACCUAAAACACAAUCACUGGUGUUUUGUUAAGUUGCUGCUCACUAGUUCACUUCAUGUUGAUUGGCAGUUAAAAUGACCUGUGUCCCUUUCUAGGCAUCAACUUGAUUAUCUUUUCCCUUCUGCUGAACAGAGAAAAAAUUCUUCACUUGUUUUCUCGUCUUUCUUACUACCCGUGUGUUUAAAGAAUUCUUUCUUGCUAUUCUUCAUGUUUCUCACUGUUUGCAUCUGGUUUUGCUUCUUGUCCUCGCUAGAGCUAUGCCUGUAUUCUUUUAGCACUCUGUUACUCAAGUAAUAGUAACCAGACACAGAUUCUUCUGUCUCUGUGCUUUUUUCUUCCAUUUGAGUUCAAGAGAGGUCUUCUGGCCGUGUUAGCAGGCAAUGAUUUAGCAUUUCACAUUAGACUGGGAUGAACCACUCCUAUUUGCCAUGCGUACCCAUGACCAUAAUGGAGCUCUAAAAUUAGAACCUUUGCCUGCACCUUCCUUUUAUGCACACAUAUUUAACUCAAGCCUUUAAUUUUAGUGAUCUCAAGUAGGUAUAUAUGUUUUCUUUCUCUUCUACUGCAAAAAUGCAAUUUUCAGUACCUAUAUCUCUAAGAUAUCAAUAAAAGAUAUUCAGAGGGAGCUAUCAGAUGUCUGUCCUUGCUAAUCAUCUUCUGGAUGUUUCUGAAUAGUUUGGAGAAAACUCUUCUUUUGUUAGCAAAUGAUAAUUAGGUAUAGAUUCUUUGUAGAAAAAAACUAAGUAUAAAUAUUUCUGACGGCCCCCUGAGAUUCAGUAUGACAUUCUUCAGACUGUAAAUGGAUUCCUAUAAACCUCUUGGAAUUUUCUCUUCCUCUAAAGUAAAUUUAGUACUGGUAUCCCUUAUUCAUAGUGCUAGGCAAUAAUGAAUGUAACAGCAAAGCAAGUCAUGCAAGUGCUUUCAUGCUUUUCUCUCCUUCAGCUUUGCUGGAGGUGAUAAAACAACACAGAUUACUGGCACUUUUCCAUGCAGACUGGCUCCUGUUCCCUGUGAAUGGAGAACUGCAUCUUGGAUCACAUGGUUCUGUUAGCAAGAAGAGUUGAGAACUUUUUUUAUGCUUCUUAAAGACAAUGGCAUUUGACACAAAAACUGGCCUGAUUCUGCAAGUGCAAUGUGUGAUUGUUUUAUGUUGGCAUCAAGCAAUUAAAAAAAAAAAAAGACAUUAUUUUAAGCUUAGUAGUAUGCUGUAACACUAAAAUAACACUUUCCACUCCAUUAGAUGGUGGAUAAAGAGUGCCCUACUGCAGAUCCCUCCCACUGUCAUGAGUGGGAUCAGGUUCAAUAACAUUAUACCAUCUGGCUGGCAUCAGUCCAGUUCAGCAAGGACUCCUUCUGUGGUGUUAUCACAGUGUUAAGUCAGGAUAGUGGGUGGCUGAGCAGUCAAAAACCAAGACAGAGAUGGUCCGUCCUCUCACAGAAAAGCUUUAUUGGAUGCAUAUACAACUAUCCACAACUUUGCCGCAAUAUAUAGACCCUAAUAACAAGAUGUCACCAAACCACAUGUAUGCCUCCUUGGAGUCUUGGCAUCCUGGGAAUGACAUAUUUCAGAAUAUUCAUCUUCUCUUUAUUCCAAAUUUUCCCAGCUUCUCUGCUUUGAUCCCCUUUUAUACCUUCUGCAAUUCUUUAAGAUGGGCAACACCUCUGGUUACUUCUUUUCCUUACCUCAUUGUGGAUUUUACUGGUUGUUCUUCCUACCUAUGCAGAAGACCAAGCAAUUAUGAAAAACAUUUUACAAAACAGUUAAAAUUUUAGAAAAGACUAUAUUGAUACCUUGAAAAAAUAUUCUAACAAUCAGUGCUUUCCACACUAUCAAAGGUUACUGUUUCUGUUGGCAAUUCCUUUCUGCCCUUUUCUUAAAGUUCAUGGAUGAAAUGUAUGGUGUGUCUGUGGGACUAUAAUGAGGGUAUGCACAGCAAACACAUAUGCCAGGAUGAAUGGAAGUGUAAAGUUUGGAUUUUGUGCCAGAAUUUCCAUUUGGUGUUAUUUAAAACAGCAGAUCAGGGCUAGACUGUGUGACCAGCCCUAGAUGAGUGUACAGUUAAACCGUACCAUGUUGUUCCAUUAUAUCCUGACUCUUACAGAGCUGUUCCUUUAACAGGCUUCUGAGGUGUGCAAAGAGACAAACAGCAUCAAACUAGGCUGAAUCACACAACCUCACUUCAGGAAUCCAGCUUCAGAGCUUGGAUUAGGAGUAUCGGCUUCUUGUAAAGUCAGCGAGGCCAUUUUGAUGCACACGUGUGUCCUGACUCACUUUGUGAAGACCUCAUUGAGACCUUGGUUUGGACCUUCCACACAAGGGAAGUACUUACGGAGAUCCUCUGUCCGGGAGAGUUCGUGCUUCAGUUUUGUCAGGACACAGCAUCUUAACAAAAUCCCGGAUCAAGAGCUGAGCUUGAAGCAGGGAAGAAAGCCUGAAUUAUUGAUGAGAGUAAUGGCGUUGCCGUCUGUCUGGAGCGUGAUGCGUGUGGCCAUCCCCUUCAUCUCAGUAGUUGGCCUGCUAAGCAUGAGGCUUGUGGGGGCCAGCCCGGACUCUGGGAGUGUCAUUCCUGCAGAAAGUCGUCCCUGUGUUGACUGCCAUGCAUUUGAGUUCAUGCAGAGGGCGUUGCAGGAUUUAAAGAAGACGGCAUAUAAUCUAGACACACGGACAGAUACCCUCCUCCUGAGAGUGGAAAAGAGAGGCCUGUGUGAUUGUUUUCGUGCAGUACACUGAAAGAAGCAGUAGGAUUUGGCCAGUGGACAUUUAUUCAUAUUUAAAAUGCUGUUCAAUAAAUUACAGGAAGAUACAGAGUUCAAGCUGUGUCACACCACAAGGAAAACAAUUUUUAUCCAAACAGGUACAGCUCAGCUAGAUAAUUUUUGCUUUGAUGUGUUUUAUCAUUACUGUACGCAAUGCUGCAUCUGCUGAAGCGUCAACAGAAGAAACAGCACCAAACUCUUGCUCAUUGGGUUUUAAGCAGUGAUAGCAUCUCGGUUUUCUGGUAUUUCAAGCCAAAACUUGCCCUUGGACUUCCAGGCCUGCCCCUCAGCACAUGUGAAUUGCCAUAGAUCUGUGAAAAUCAGUGGAGUCAAAUAUUUUAGUGUAUUUAUGGUAGAAUGUAUCCCUAACAUGAAAAAUAAGCUACUUUGCAAUCAUGAAUAGCUAAACAUUUACAAACAAGCAGUCAUGUCUUUAUAUAGAAAUUGAUAGUUGUCACUGCUUGGCAGCCCAAGGAAGGCAUUUGUUCCUAAUUCUAUCAAUAGUCCAGUGCACGGCAAACACAGUAAUCUGUAUCACAAUUUUAAUGUCUUCAGAGCUACACAGUAGCUGUGAUCUUUUUGGAGAGAUUUAUUAAGCAUCUAAUGUGAUCGGUAACAUUUGCAAUCACAUGAAUACUGCCUGGCAAUUCAACUGAUUACGUCUGCCAAAAUCUUCUGGAGAAGUGUCUUUCAUUAAGCAAAUCACAUACUGGAUAGAACCACUCAAACUGGCCUCUACAGAGAGUUUUGGCAGAAAGCCUGUAAAACGCCUGCAUGCCCACGAGCCUCCUGCAAACUGUAUUUUGGGAAAUAUUUAAGUUCUUCUAAAAUGGGCCAUGGCUCUUGCAUGGACUUUACACUCCAUAAAAGUGGUUACAGUACUGAUACUAUUAUUCCUGCUGCAGUCAGUGAGAAACAAGAGAGAACAAAACAAUUUAGGCAGUGUAGUAGUAAUAUUAUAGUAGACAAGAUUGCAUGUUGUUACUCUUUGAAAAAGAAUAGCAAAUCCUUUCUCAUUGUUUUCCUUUUUUUCCUUUGUCUUUGAAGGAGAGAAGAAAAUUGCACCCAGUAGAAUAUGUAGAUGAUAAUGGAUUUUUUAUAGGGCUUCAAAUAUAAUUCCCAAACUCUAUUCCCAAAAUAUGUAACAGCUAGAGCACCUAUGAACAUGCUAGAAACUUUUAUACAAACAAGAGUACAAGGCCAGUAUCAAUAGCAAUGGCUUUCAAAGUCAUUUUACAAAUUCAUAUUGUUAUGUCUGCCUUCCCAUAAGUGGUUAAUCUUUUGCUGUCAGGCUGCUCAUAGGCUAUGGUGGUUGGUAGCCAUCUGUACGUUUCCAAACUGCUUCUUUCCCAUUUUAUCUACCACAUUAGGCACAAGGAAAUAGGGAACUGUGACCCUCUGCCAACUUGUUCUUUUGUGUGCAAUCAUAGUAACACAAUGGAGUGCAUUACCAUAUACUCUGCCAAAGUCAUUUGAAAGGCAUGUGGUUCUCAGCAAGGAAAAGCUUCCUUGCACCUGCAUUUCAAGUAGGAAAUUUGCUUUGUCCUUUGUAGUAUUCUAGAAAAACCCUUUUAGGUCAACAGGACCUAAUAGUUUGUAUAAAAGAGAAGCAGCGUGACACAGCAACACAAGGUUUCUAGUAGCAUUGCUCUCCACUGUAGCACUGGGAAGUGACCGAUGCGAAAAAAUAGAGGUUCCUGUCAUAGACUGCAUUUUUUUUUACAGAUAAAACAAUAGGUUUAGCACAACUCCUUUGAAAAAUACUAAGCUUUUACCUUAUUCUCACUGAGAUUUGAACCAAAGUAAUACACAGGUCUUUGAAUUGCCUUUUUUUGCAGGAGAUGGAGCUCCAGCACCAAGCUUGUGAAUUUUCCAGCACAUCUCACCUUUUCAGGGGGCAGCAUGUCUAUGUUUUUGUAUUGCUAUUGUGCAUGAUUAUUCUGCUGGUACCUUAAAGAAUCUUGCAAAUUCCUCUUAGGAAGCAGUGGGUUUUUUUGUUGUGAUUCUAUUUACAGAAACGGUUGCUCACAGUUGAGUUUUGAUAUAUGCAGCUUAUUAUGAGAAAAGGUGCAAUGAAUGACAAGUGGAUGUUCUCUGACUCCCAAAGGGAUCAGAGUGACACUGCAACUUUAUGGUUGUGAUAGCAGUGAUUAUUCUGUAUGUACUCCUCUUUGUCUAUGACACAAUACAAUAAAAAGGCAAGAUGUUAUAGUAUUUGGUGUGCUUUGUUACUGAUUUGAAAAAUGAUAGUGCUUAUGCAUUAAGAAAUAUUUGGUCUUUAAUUACAUGGAACAUUCACAGAGAAAAAGUGCUACUGUGGAUCAGAAGAUAAAU